AUGGGCCUUCUCCCGACCCCGAACCACGUCGCCCUCAUCCGCGACUGCUACGUCCAGCCCCACUCGUCCUCGUCCUCGUCCUCCCCCUCGGCGUCGAGCCCGCUCCCCCAGCCUGCGUCCAACGCCCUCUCCAAGCUCACCUUCUACGCCGUCAACCGCCCGACCAAGAUCCCCAAGGUCGUCGCCCACCUCGUCGAGCGCGCAUCCAAAGCCCGCGCCUCGAGCGGGCCCAAGGCCCGCGCCGACCUCGCCGUCACGGUCGACAUUGUGCGCGGCCUCGUCGUCGAGACGGGCGAGAGCGGCAAGGAGGGCGCGGGCGAGCUCAUCAAGGGCGCCAUGGCCGAGGAGGCCCUGCGCAUCGCCGAGAUGGCGCUCGGCGGCGAGGGCGGCAAGGGCGACCUGUUCUCGACGGCCCAGGUCCGCAGCGGCAAGAGGGACCCCGAGAUGGAGGCCCGAGGUGCAAGCUUGUUUCACGCCGUCGCCACAUUCUUGACCGCGCCGUUUCUCGGCGCAAGUGACGGCGUCGGCAAGCAGUACUUGCGAUGCCUGUCGCUCGUCUCGGGCCUCGCUCAGCUCCAGGGACCGGGCAACGCCGAGUCCCGCUUCAUCGCGCUCAAGGCGCUCGACGGCGCGGCAAGAUCCGAGUACCUGUACGCGACGGGCGGCGAGUACGAUCGGCAAGUCGAGGAACUCGUGCCGGCGCUCCUGCGCAACUGCCUCGACACCGACAUUGACAACUUGCGGGCCAAUCUCUCGUCGACGCUCGCCGACGACAAGUCGCUCCAGCCCAACCCGACCUCGCUCGCCUCCCGCAAGACCUCGUCCAUCUCGCUCCCCGACGACGCGUCAAAGCUCCCCGCCGACUCGACCGUCGCCCUGCCCAUCCUCCUCCUCCUGUCGCGCCUCUCGACCGUCCCUCAGCUCCUCUCCCUGCACGCCUCGUUCGCCUCCUUCCUCGACCAGCACGAGGCGGGUCAUCUGUGGCACGGCGAGUCGCAGCCUGUCGUCCUGUUCCUCGCACGCGCCUUCCUCGCGGCGGCGCCGGCAGGUCACCGAGCGCCCGUCGUCGCCUGGUGGAGCGACCAGGCCGGCGACAUCUACGACCGCGACACGCAGCACCGCAGCAUCACGCUCCUGUUCGUCCUCAAGCAGCUCAUCGAGCCGACCACGGCGACGACACCGCAGAGCGAGGAGGUCGCCGUCGAGGGCCUGAGCGCCGGCGGCGUCCUCAACACGCUCGUCGAGCUCCUCGUCCGGCGAGCUCGCCUUUCUUCACCGGUCGGCACGCCUAACGGCCUGCGCGAGUCGCCCGCGCUCGGCUCGGACCCGACCCCGACCGACCCCGACCCGCUCCUUCGCCCUCUCCUCGCCGUCGUCGCCGCACUCGCACGCUCGUCCGCCGCGCGAGGUUACCCUUCCCAGCUCGACGACCUCGCCUCAGACGUCAUCGACCUCCUGCGUGCGCUCAAGCUCGAGGAGGGUCGCGCCGAGCGCCUCGUCAGCGGCAUGACGAGCGAGGAGAAGUGCCUCGCCAAGGUGCGCGUCGUCAAGGCGCUCCGAACGCUUCUCCAGGAGGCGCCGCGCCCGGCGGCGGUCAACGGCGACUCGUCGUUCACGGUCAAGCGCUCGCCCGUCGGCGACGACGUCCUCGCCGCCGCACGGUCGAACGGCGCCUCGGCCGACGAGCUCGAUCCUGAGCUCAUCCGCCCUCGGCCCGUCGCCGGCGCGAGCAACGGCACGCUCAAGCGCGUCGCGUCGCUCGAGGCGCCCGGCGCUCUCGGACUCGGUCGACCGCUCAACGGCACGUCGCCUGCCCUGCACGAUGGCGACGCCCGCCUCCCGCUCGACGCCGAGCAGCCCAUCCUCCGCGUCUCGACGCCCGGCGGCGCGUCGACCACCCCGCCUCGCUCGCGCGACCCCUCGGCGUCGCGCCCGAGCAAUGGGCCGCCGUUGUCGUCGACCGAGAUGCGCCGUCAGCCGGUCGCACCUCGCACCUUUGCCCGGUCGCUCUUCAUCCUCACCGAGCCCGACUUGCGGCUCCGGGUCGAGUACGCCGGCGCCGCAGCCGUGUACGUCUCGCGCGAGCUGCCCCUCGUCGUCAGUACGAGCAGCGGCAGCGCCGGGUCGGCCGACGAGCUCGCGUCCUUCUGGCGGCAGCUCCACGCCGGCGUGUACGGCCUCGCGAUCGGCGAGUCGUCGCCGCCCUCAUCGUCGUCGGCACGAGACGGCGCUGUCGACGGCGCGCAGCACGCCCUGCACCGCACCCGCAGCGCGCGCAGCUUGCGCUCGCAGCGCAGCACGCAGUCGUUCCACGACCGCGACGACGUCGCGCACGUGCCUGCCUCGUCGUCUCGCAGCGCGCCCGGCGCAGCAGACUACGCCGCGCUCGCGGCGCUCGUCGAGGCGGUGCCGCGCGUGCCCGCCGCCGUGCUCGAGGGCGUGCCGGCGCUCCUCGCGCUCGACGCCAAGGCGGCGACGAGGUGGGAGGUCGGGCUCGCUGGAGGGGCCGAGCUUGGCGGCGAGGGCGGUGGGGCGGACCCGGCGAGGGCGCAGGCGUGCAGGGAGGUUGCGGCUCGAGGGCUCAAGGCGGUCGGCAGGGCCUGGGGCCUGACGGAGCUCGAGCAGCUUGGCCAAGAGGCUCUCGUUUCGCUGUCGCCGUUCGUCAUCCCCGCCGACGCACGGCCCUCGUCCGGCUUCGCCGCCCGUCCGACGGCGGCACCUGCGGCUCUCAACGCCUCGCUCGUCAUCGACAUCCUCGCGACCGACUCGGGCCUGCAAAAGGCGGCGCAGCUCGACCGCACGAGCCUCGCCUCGCUGCUGGCGCAGCCGUGGUCGUACGAGGCCGCAAAGGUCGAAGCGUCGUCGGCGCUCCGCUCGCCGUACUUCUCGUCGGCGCUGCCCUCGCGGUCGCUCAUCAACCUCGCCGGCCCUUCGCGCUCGCGAGCAGGCUCGCGCGCCGGUUCCACCUUCCGCCUCGCCUCGUCGCCGCCUCUCACGGGCGGCGGCACGUCGCUGCACCCGCAGUCGAUCCGCUCGAGCGUCGUCGGCAGCGGCGGCGGCGGGCCAGGCUCGCUCGCGCCGUCGACCCGGUCUCGGUUCGGCCACGUCCCGAGCCUCGCCGACCUGCAGGCCGGGCUCGCCGGCACGUCGAUCCACACGGCGACGCGUAGCGCGAGGACGAGCGCGGCGCCGAGCGUCGUGAGCAGCGUCGGCGGGACCGGCGGAUGGGGGACGGGCGGGUCGGGCACGGGCGGGUCGGACGCAGGAGCGGGUUCAGGGCUCGGGAGGCGCAGGACGAGCAGGGCGACGCCGGAGAGUGUGCUCGAGCGCGUCGGGAGGAGGAACCGUGCCGGCACGGGAGCGUCGAGCCUGAGCGCCGCCGGCACAGGAGGAGGUCCGAGCGCGGUCGUCGAGGCGGAAAAGGGCAUGGCGGCGCUCUGAGUUGGAGAACCUUCGAGGAUCAUGUUCGUAUACUGUGCUGCUGUGCAAAAGACCGAGUCUCUUGGCUCUCCCCU
Molecule: messenger RNA, 3515 nt
Organism: Rhodotorula graminis WP1
Lineage: Eukaryota; Fungi; Basidiomycota; Microbotryomycetes; Sporidiobolales; Sporidiobolaceae
Exons: 6
Coding region: 1-3441 (1146 amino acids)
Biological process (GO): protein localization to plasma membrane
Source: RefSeq, a predicted model, not a curated record